This is a messenger RNA of Molossus molossus (Pallas's mastiff bat), 444 nucleotides long. RefSeq names its product sentan, cilia apical structure protein (gene SNTN). The transcript is spliced from 4 exons. The coding region runs from base 1 to 444 and encodes 147 amino acids. Lineage: Eukaryota; Metazoa; Chordata; Mammalia; Chiroptera; Molossidae. The record is from RefSeq and is a predicted model, not a curated record. Gene Ontology annotation, molecular function: transition metal ion binding.
AUGUGCGGCUGCACGCACAGUGCCCAGGACCAAACUCUCCACGUGGAAGGGGAGCCCGAUUCUUCUGCAGCCCCAACAUCUACCUUAGCACCUAAGAAAAUGCCCAAAAGCAUUUCAAUAUCCAAACAACUGGCUUCAAUCAAAGCUCUGGGGAAGGGCUCAGAUCUGGAGAGAGCCAUCGCCACUGCUGCUCUGAUCUUCAGAAAUUCUUCUGACGCUGAGGGUAAACUUGAAAAAGCUACUGCCAAAAAUCUGCUACAAACCCAAUUUAGGAAUUUCACAGAGGGACAAGAAACCAAACCAAAGUUCAGAGACCUCCUUUCUGAACUUGAUGAGCAUACAGAAAAUAAGCUCGACUUUGAGGAUUUCAUGAUCUUACUGUUAAGCAUCACUGUCAUGUCAGACUUGCUACAAACUAUAUGGAAUGUAAAAAUGACGAAAUAA